AGAGUAGCAACAAGCACAAGCGCGCCAGUCACAAACCUCCGCCCGAGCGGCACGCUGCGCCUGCGCAACAAGAGAAUACGGUUCGAAAUUCGAAAAACGAAAUCGGGAGUUCAGUGUUGUGCUUUAAUCUUCGCAGCAGAUAUAUCACAGUGGUUUUAUUUUAUAGUGUUGUGAACAUGUGAUUUUUGGAUUUCUGCAUUCGGAUUGCAAAUGCUCCCUUCAUGAUCUUGCGCGAUGGUGGCGGUGAAGCGAUGAGGCGGGCGGCGCGCUGGGCCCUUAUCUUCAUCACAGUCUCCGCGCUGCUGGGCCGCGGCGCCGCGCAGCUGCCCCCCGCCGACGCACCUAGUAAUGACACCCGCUGCGGCCCCGAAUGCCUCCGCUGCGGCGCGGGCGGCUGCGUCAAGUGUCCCCAACUGCUGGUGCUGCCGGGCGGCGCCUGCGCAGACCGCUGCCCCGCCGGCUCGCAGGAGGCCUGGGCGCAUGACGACCUGCUCAUGGGAAGGGUGUGCUACCCUGGCCAUGGGUAUAAUGAGCUGAUAAUAGGCGGGGCGUGCGGCCUGGUCCUCUGCAUCGCCCUGGUGGCCUCUGUGGCUGCCUACGCACGUUGCCGCUCCGCCCGCCCGCAGCCGCAGCCGCUGCCGCAGCGAAGAGAUGAUGAUGCCAUGCUCCGGGACUUCCAUAAGCAGCUGGACUGCUUGAGGCCUCAUGCCUACACGCUGCUGUCGAUCCUCAACCACACGCGGCACCAGGUCCGGGAGCUGUACCAGAUGGGCAACAACGAGGCGGCCGUGGCAUACAGCUGCGUCCUGUCAGACCUGGCGAAGCUGCUGAUCCUGCUGAAUAAGCAGUGCGUGCCCGUCGUGCCCGAGGAGUGGCCGCGCCUUGCGUGCUGGGCUGACAGAAUACUAAAGCGCUACGGACGCCUUGGUCACGACGAGCAAGGCCCAGUGGUGAACUACCUGCCGUCUCCCUCCAGCCAGGGCUCGGACUCGGAGACCACGCAGCAGUCCUUCUCCACCUUCAAGCCUCCGUCCUACUCGUCGCGGUCCUUCGACCCCACGCUAGACAAGGACAGCCAGAGCGAGUGGAGCGACGUCGGCAGACCGCCCAGCUACUCCCAGAUAGAGCGGGAAAGAGAAAGUAUUGUUCUCUCAGAUCCGUGGGAAAGGAGGCCGAUUGUGAGGAGGGAAAGCGUCUGGCUGGAAGACGAGAUUUUCGAAAACAUGAGGCGGCCACAGGAUGAGCUCACCACAGAACUGUAAAUAGGUUAUGCUCUCCUGAUUACGCGGCACGGGUCCGUUAUCGGAGUCGGUAAACAUUUCUAUAGGCGUUCCACCAAUCAGAGCGCUGUUUUUUUAUGGUGAAUCGCUAUAUAGCGACAUUUAUCUACUGGCCCCGUGCAGCGAGACUGGUCGUCGUAGGUAAUAUUAUAGGGACUUUAUUUAUUUGUGUAUAACUUGGUUAUAAAAAUACUAAGAAAAGUUGUGUACAGUUCAGAUACUAUCGAAGUUAUAUUCCUAUCUAUAGGUGUUUUUAAUGUUUUUAUACAAAUAAACUGCAAAUCCAAUGUUUUAUAGCAGCUUGUUUUUAAGUACCUACGUAUUUCAGAUAGAUUGCCUGUACGAAAAUCAAUAAUACAUUCUUAUAAUAAUUAUACCUGAUACAUAUCAUCAUCUGUGUAUUAUAAAAAAAAUAUUGAAGUUCUGUGAGAAUUACCUACCUACAAAUUCUGUCUCUUACUAAUAAGUUCGUUAAGAUAAGUUGUAAGAUAGUAUACUUUUAUGCGAUAUUAGUAUUAAAUAGUUAGAUAAGAUAUAAAAUAAACUAAACAAAAACAAUAAAAAGGGAUCCUCCAUUUAUGUAAUAUCUAAGUUUGUAAACUUUCUAUUAUUUUUUGUAUAAAAAUAAUAAUAUAUUUUCACCAAAGCAGAUAAAUUAAAUAUUUUCGAGUCUCUAUACUUAGCUAGUCUUCAAUUUUUUACCUACCUAUACUAUCUACCUACCUUAUAUCUAAAGCGUUCUACACACUGAACCCGGACGAUGCAACUACUUACCAAAUUUUAUGUGAAUCGAAAUUAUACGAUUUUAUAAGUAUGGAAAUUA
Molecule: messenger RNA, 2103 nt
Organism: Plutella xylostella (diamondback moth)
Lineage: Eukaryota; Metazoa; Arthropoda; Insecta; Lepidoptera; Plutellidae
Gene: T48
Product: FU domain-containing protein T48
Source: RefSeq, a predicted model, not a curated record